AUGUCCUCGAAAGAAAAAAAUUCAGUCUCAAACUCAGUCGUCAAUUAUGCUCGUUCUAAGGUUGAGUUCAACAAAGGCUCUACUAUCGCCUCCAAUACAGCCAUUCAAGUGUCUACCCUCUAUUUUAACAAAUCGGAUUCCGGCAUUGUGAAAGAUCAAGACGGCUCGAGUACACCUUCAAAUCUACGAUGUUAUCAUGGAUUAACGGUGAUUUCUACUGAGUUUAACAGAGCGAAUGUCAUCCCGAAUGCAAAAAUACAAACCCACCAUGAAAAGACCAUUGACCCGGAGGAUUGUGAACACAGAAAGUACUGUGAAACCAGCGAUGAAAAGCGGCCUAUACAUCACAAUCAGUGCCGCCCCGAGAACUAUGAACUCGUGAGAUUAACGAAGACCGAGGGAGUUGCGUUGAAGCUUUUGGAAAACAUGAGGAUCAAGGGAUUGAUCAGGAAUGUAGAGGUUCUGUGGAUCAAAAAACCGACGGGAACUCCGGUGACUACAAGGAGUCUUGAAUAUUUUGAGUGUUAUGGCGAUGAUUACGGAGGUGAAGAUGACGAAAACCCGUUCGUCGAUUGUGAACAUGACCCCGGUGAGGAAUGUUGGAAUUGUGAAAAUCAGGAUCUUGAAUAUUUUGAGUGUUAUGGAAGUGAUUGUGGGGGGAGUAAGUGA
Messenger RNA from Morchella sextelata, 669 nucleotides. RefSeq lists its product as uncharacterized. The transcript has 4 exons. Bases 1 to 669 code for a protein of 222 amino acids. The record is from RefSeq and is a predicted model, not a curated record. Lineage: Eukaryota; Fungi; Ascomycota; Pezizomycetes; Pezizales; Morchellaceae.